CUGCAUUAACGGCCGGUCAAGAACGUGAGCUCCGAGGGCCGUUCAUUUAUUACAGGACGUUAGAAGACUCGCUCCGAACAGAGAUUUUAAGAAGUAAAAGCACUAGCAAGAUAACUUUGGAAGGAUAUACACGCUAA
Racocetra persica is the source of this 137-nucleotide messenger RNA. Lineage: Eukaryota; Fungi; Glomeromycota; Glomeromycetes; Diversisporales; Gigasporaceae. The record is from the annotation of a GenBank genome assembly.